AUCUCACUUCCUCUACCACGUUGUAGCCUUCCUUCUGUUCACUGGCAUCCAGUGCAACUCAUCUUGUUGUAGCUUUAGCUGCUCCCCCACGCGACUGAUAGUCGAUCCCUCCCCCCCCCCAGCGUCGACUCCAGAGCGACAAAUCCCAAUACCUGAAGCGACUUUCCAUACGCGACAUUACUCCCUUGCGACAACUUACCCUUUGCCUAAAGCGACAAUCCCCAUUGCAACCAUGGCCGAGGACAAGAAAUAUUCUGGAGAGUUCGUCCGCGAGACUUAUCCUGGUGACGAUAUCCAACAUGGCCAAGUGACCGACAACUCCGACGACUUGCAGCGUCAUCUUGGUAACCGUCAAAUCCAACUCAUUGCGAUUGGUGGUUCUAUUGGAACUGCUCUCUUUGUGUCCAUUGGAGGUGCUCUCAACAAGGGUGGUCCCCUCGGUAUACUCCUCGCAUACACUGGAUACUCUUGCAUCAUCGCUCUCGUGAACAACGCCAUGGCUGAAAUGGCCAGUUUCAUGCCCGUGUCCGGAGGUUUCAUUCGAAUGGCCGGACACUGGGUCGAUGAGUCCCUAGGCUUCAUGGCCGGCUGGAACUUCUUCUUCUACGAAGCUCUGCUGAUUCCUUUCGAAAUCACAGCUCUCAACAUUGUGCUGCGAUACUGGAGAGAUGACAUACCAGUCGCUGCUGUCUGUGCGGCCGUCAUCGUUCUAUAUGCUGCUUGCAACAUCUUGGCUGUAAAGGCAUACGGUGAGGCAGAAUUUUGGCUCUCUGGAGGCAAGGUCCUGCUGAUCCUGAUUCUCUACUGCUUCACCUUCGUCACCAUGGUUGGAGGUAACCCUCAGAAGGAUGCCUAUGGCUUCCGACACUGGCGCGACCCUGGCCCAAUGCCCGGCAGCAGCGAUCUUGGACGUUUCGAAGGCUUCCUAGGUUCUCUUUGGGCUGCGUCCUUCUGUAUCGUUGGUCCCGAGUACAUCUCCAUGGUCUCCGGUGAGGCUAAGCGUCCUCGCGCGUACAUCAAGACCGCGUUCAAGACUGUGUACUUCCGAUUUGGUGCCUUCUUCAUCCUUGGUGCUCUUUGCGUCGGCAUCGUUUUGGCAUACAACGACCCAGAGCUUGUCAGCGUCUUGGCAGCUGGUGAGAGCAGUGCUGCUGCCUCUCCCUACGUCAUUGCUAUGAAGAAUCUCAACAUCGGCGGCCUUCCCCACCUUGUGAACGCCCUCUUGAUCACGAGUAUCUUCUCUGCGGGUAACACGUACACUUACUGCGCGACUCGCAGUCUGUACUCGCUUGCUAUUGAGGGCCGUGCCCCCAAGAUCCUGCGCAAGUGCACCAAGAACGGUGUUCCGAUCUACUGCUUCUGUGUAGUCAUGAUCUUCCCGUUCUUGUCUUUCCUGCAAUUGUCGGACGACUCCGCCAAAGUCCUGACCUGGCUCACCAACAUCAUCACUGCUGGUGGUGUCAUUAACUACAUCGUCAUGUGCGGCACCUACCUUGCUUUCUACAAGGCUUGCAAAGUUCAAGGCCUCGACCGAAAGACGCUCCCUUACUGCGGUUACUUCCAGCCAUAUGGUACCUGGAUUGCGCUCUGCUUCGAGAUUUGCGUUGUCUUUGUGUAUGGUUACAGCACCUUCAAGCCCGGCAACUUCACCCUUGAGUCUUUCUUCACAUACUACACCAUGGUUGGCGUUGCCCCGAUCCUGUUCAUCUUCUGGAAACUCUUUAAGAGGACCAAGUGGCUGAAGCCACAUGAGGUUGACCUUGUCUGGGAUGCUCCUCUCAUCGAUGCCUACGAGGCCUCCUUCAUCACACCACCUGUCGGCUUCUGGACUGAGAUGUUGCAACUUAUCGGACUGAAGCGUAACGUCCCCGUGGACAAGCGUGCUGUUUGAAUUGCUUUUAGCGAAUCAGCGAAACCUGUAUAGCAGAGAUAUUCUGUCAUGAUCUAACGCCAUUGGAUAGAUUUUCUAUCGCCAGAAGCCUAUGAACACUGGCUGCGCUCUUACAUAAAUACUAUACCCAUUCAUUCUGCGAACAUCGAGAUAUGGCAGCUUGCGAAUGAUUCCCGACCUCCGCUAUACCUAUGCGACAAACAGCGAGGCCAAAAAAAGGAUACCCAAGCGACAAUGUACCAUGGAUUUUCGAUUGUGAUUAAUAUAUUGCAGCAUCCUUCCUAAUGGCCUACGCGACACUACUGAGACGACAAUUCCAAUGCGACACAGUCUUAAGAGAUUUCCUAUGCGACAACGCUACCAUGUUCGUAGCAACGCUGGUGAUGCAUCUGCCGUCACGCACCAGCUUGCCUAGUGUCGUA
Alternaria alternata is the source of this 2313-nucleotide messenger RNA. RefSeq names its product histidine permease. Gene Ontology annotation, cellular component: membrane. The record is from RefSeq and is a predicted model, not a curated record. Lineage: Eukaryota; Fungi; Ascomycota; Dothideomycetes; Pleosporales; Pleosporaceae. The transcript has 2 exons. Gene Ontology annotation, biological process: amino acid transmembrane transport. Gene Ontology annotation, molecular function: amino acid transmembrane transporter activity. The coding region runs from base 233 to 1891 and encodes 552 amino acids.